Messenger RNA from Arvicola amphibius (Eurasian water vole), 1674 nucleotides. It is a transcript of the gene Nxf5, whose product is annotated as nuclear RNA export factor 5. Gene Ontology annotation, cellular component: cytoplasm; nucleus. Gene Ontology annotation, molecular function: RNA binding; protein binding. The record is from RefSeq and is a predicted model, not a curated record. Bases 1 to 1674 code for a protein of 557 amino acids. Gene Ontology annotation, biological process: poly(A)+ mRNA export from nucleus. The transcript is spliced from 19 exons. Lineage: Eukaryota; Metazoa; Chordata; Mammalia; Rodentia; Cricetidae.
AUGAAUAACAACCAUGGUUUUUAUGGAAGAAAGACAAGUUUCCAUUCUAGCAGACAUAAAUUUGGCAGAAAGAACGAUCGUUUUGAGCAUCCUGGUACUCCUUAUGCCAUGGGACCCAGAUGGAGAAGAAGAAAAUACAGCGAUAAAGACGCUGUGUGGGAAGAUAAUAAAGUAGAGAGUGAACUGGGGCUACUUGCUGAAAAUGGAACGCUGGGGAGCUGGUUCAAAGUCUCAAUUCCAAAUGGAAGAAACUAUGACAAGACAUGGCUGAUAAAUUCAAUGCAGGACCUCUGCAGUGUGCCUUUCAUCCCUGUUGAUUUCCACUAUGACAAACACCGGGCCCGGUUCUUUGUCCAGGAUGCUAGGACCGCUUAUGCAUUGAGGGAUAUCAACAACAAAAUUUUCGAUGAGACAAAUCAAAAGAUACAUAUCUUCGUCAGUCCUUCUGUUGUUGCACCUUAUUCUGUGCAGAGUAAGUUCACCUCAGAAGAAAUAGAGCAGCUAAAGGUGACGGUGAUGAAACGAUAUGAUGCCUCUCAGAAAUCUCUGGACCUCCAGAGGUUCCGAUUUGACAAAGACUUUAUGGACAAUGACAUUGACGUGAUGCUGAAUCGAAGAAGCUGCAUGGUUGCAACACUACAGAUCAUUCAAAGCAGUAUCCCUGAACUGUUGGCCUUGAACUUGUGCAACAACAGAUUGUACCAGCUGGAUGGCCUGUCAGAUAUGAUAGAGAAAGCUCCUCAAGUUAAGAUUCUGAACCUCUCCAAAAAUAAACUGAAAACAGUUUGGGAGUUGGAGAAGGUGAAGGAGCUGAAUCUGGAAGAGCUGUGGCUGGAAGGGAACCCCUUCUGCAGCCACUUCUCAGAUCAGUCUGACUAUAUAAGUGCCAUACGGGACCUCUUUCCCAAGUUGCUGCGCCUGGAUGGCAAGGAGCUAAUAGUACCAACAGGAAUGGACAUAGAAGUCCCCCAGUUAAGCAAGCAAACAUGUACAGUUACUGAACCCAUAAAAAAUCUAGUUCUACAGUUUCUCAAAGAAUACUACUUGUUUUAUGACAAUGGAGAACGAUUUCGUCUCCUUGAUGCUUACCACGAUGAAGCCUGCUUCUCCCUGACUGUUCCUUCCAACUUGAAUGACCCAGACCUGAGCAACCUGGAAGAGUAUUUCAAACAUAACAGAGAUAUAAAGAAAGUACAAGAUUCCUACAUGCGAAUGCGGUUGCUGAGGCACACAAAACACACCAUUGUGGACUCUCUUAGUUUGUUACCCAAAACUCAGCAUGAUCUAAGCUCUUUCUUGGUGGACUUGUGUUUCCACACCGAGACAAUGCUCUGCUUUUCUGUCAAUGGGUUGUUCAAGGAAGUGGAAGGGAAAUGUCAAGGCUGUAUUCGUGCCUUCACACGGGUCUUCAUCACUACCCAUUACAACAAUUCAAGAAUUUGCAUCAUGAAUGAUGAGCUGAUUGUGAGAAAUGCCAGCCCUAGAGAGAUCCAGAAUGCCUUUAUCCCAGCCAACUCUCCCCUCUCUGAAGAGCAGCAAGAAAUGGUGAAGUCGUUCUCUAUGCAGUCUAGAAUGAAACUUACAUGGGCUCAGAAGUGCCUUGAGGACAAUGGGUGGGACUACGCCAAAGCUGCUGAGAUCUUCACUAUGCUCCAGGUUAGGACUGGGUAUUAA